UAGCAGUAGGAAUGCAGUUUAGAAGCCAGGUCAUCUGACUCCUACUCAGUUUCUCUUUCCUUAAUAUGAAAAAUUAAUACUAUUCUGGUUUAAAGUAUAACCCUCUUGGUGACUCAUUCCUUUAAAUUGCAUACUAUGAUUUUUUUUUUUUUUUUAACUCCUCUCUCCUCUAAGGACCUGACAAUGUCUCUGUAUUGUGGAAUUGCUUGCAGGAGAAAAUCUUUUUGGUGCUAUAGGCUGCUGUCAACCUAUGUCACUAAGACCCGGUAUUUAUUUGAACUGAAGGAAGAUGAUGAUGCGUGUAAAAAAGCCCAGCAGACAGGAGCAUUUUACCUCUUUCAUAACCUGGCUCCUUUACUUCAGAAAUCAGAACAUCGAUACCUGCCCCCCCAGCAUAGCCUAUUAGAGUUGGAAAAGCUCCUGGGUAAGUUUGGACAGGAUACACAAAGAGUAGAAGAUUCUGUGCUGAUUGGAUGCUCCGAACGGCAGGAAGCGUGGUUUGCUCUGGACCUAGGUCUAAACAGCUCCUCUUCCAUAAAUGCUUCCUUAGAGAAACCUGAAAUGGAGACAGAGCUCAAGGGGUCUUUCAUUGAGCUGAGGAAGGCUUUCUUCCGGCUGCAUGUGAAGGACGCCUCCUUGCUAUCCACGGCGCAGGCUCUCCUCCGCUGGCAUGAUGCGCAUCAGUUCUGCAGCAGAAGUGGGCAGCCCACCAAGAAGAACAUGGCUGGCAGCAAGCGUGUGUGCCCUUCCAAUAAGAUCAUCUAUUAUCCACAGAUGGCUCCUGUGGUGAUCACGCUGGUGUCAGAUGGGACUCGAUGCCUGCUUGCCCGCCAGAGUUCCUUCCCCAAGGGAAUGUAUUCUGCCUUGGCUGGUUUCUGUGACAUAGGUGAAAGUCUGGAAGAGGCUGUCCGGCGAGAAGUUGCAGAAGAGGUGGGACUGGAGUUGGAAAGACUGCAGUACUCUGCAUCCCAACACUGGCCCUUUCCUAAUAGCUCACUCAUGAUUGCCUGUCAUGCAACUGUGAAACCAGGGCAGACAGAGAUCCAGGUGAACUUGAGAGAACUAGAAGCAGCUGCCUGGUUUAGUCAUGAUGAGGUCGUCACAGCCCUGAAGAGAAACCACCCAUAUGCUCAGCAACAGAACGGGACUUCCUCCUUCUGGUUGCCCCCUAAGUUAGCCAUCGCCCACCAACUGAUUAAGGAGUGGGUAGAAAACCCGACCUGUUCUUCCCUGCCUGCUUAGCUCAGAUCAGCCACCUCCAUCCCAGGGACGGCAAGGGGGUUAUCAAAGAUCAGUUGAAAAGGGUGAGGUGAAAAAAGGCCCUACCCAGCCAACCUUGUAUUAAGGCUGAGAAGAAGGUGAGCCUACAGCAAGACACCUCUUCCGACAGCGUUACUGAAAGACGUUCCUACUCAUAGGCACUCAGAAAUGCCCGAGCAAGCAGAAAUCAGAGGGAGGGCUCAAGAUUUGCUUUAGAUGUGGGCCCUUGUUUACCCAUUUUCUCCGAGACCCUGGGAGGAAAUAUCUUUUGGCAUGUAGCUUGUUAAUGCUCGGUUUAUACCUCACUGCCAAAAUGUGCCUGGUGUAAUUUUGGUUAAAAUUUCUAUCUUAGUAUUGAAAAUCUAUAUAGCAAAUCUCAAACCACUGAGUUACUUUUUACCCUCACAGAAUUAAGACAGAUAGCACAACAUAACAUGUUGAAUUCAUGUACAGGUAAUGAUUCUGUACAUGGUAGUUAAAUAGAAGUCAUAUCUCCUUAAGUCAUCUCAAGGGAUGAGGAAUGUGGGAGCUAAGGUCUUCCCAGGGUCCUCUGUGAUGUCAGGUGCAAUGAGGUUCUAUGGAGGUGACUGCAGCCCAGUGGCUCAAGAUGGUUCGUCUUUUUUGCUGUUACUUGAUCAGUGUUUGACCCAGAAAUGAUGGUCACUUUGCCAUUCCUGUUUUCCUAAAUGUAAAAUGGUUGCUGCCACGUGCACAUCCAGUAAGUGUUGUAACUUCAACUAAGGGAUUACUGAGGACAAACCACUUCUUGAGUUCUAUGGGAUAAACUAAAUUUAGGAUUUCCCAUCAUUCAUAGAUGUCAUUUUAUAGCUUUUGUCACAGGGAAAAAGAAUUUAUCUGGAGGAAAUAAAAUAAAUUUCCACACCUUUGCUCAGAUGUGUUUUUCUGUCCUAUGAAGUGAGGAAAUUGCAGAAGUGAGAAUUUGCAGGGGAAAGAGGAGGGGAGGAAAGGAAUCCCUUUAUUAGUGUAACAGAUGUUUAAGUCCAGGUUCCAAGUC
Molecule: messenger RNA, 2275 nt
Organism: Miniopterus natalensis
Lineage: Eukaryota; Metazoa; Chordata; Mammalia; Chiroptera; Miniopteridae
Gene: NUDT13
Product: nudix hydrolase 13
Molecular function (GO): metal ion binding; hydrolase activity
Source: RefSeq, a predicted model, not a curated record